Molecule: messenger RNA, 1293 nt
Organism: Botrytis cinerea B05.10
Lineage: Eukaryota; Fungi; Ascomycota; Leotiomycetes; Helotiales; Sclerotiniaceae
Exons: 2
Coding region: 66-1097 (343 amino acids)
Source: RefSeq, a predicted model, not a curated record
GACCAAACACUUUCAUCAUCAUCCACUAUUAUUGAUCAUCUCACUGCAUCCAACAAACCUACACCAUGGGCAAAUCGAUAGUACAGGAGCUAAUUGGGGCCCACACAGGUGCUGUUGAAACAAUCAAUGAUAUCAAGUCGAAACUUAUGGGAGACGCACCACUCGGAAAACCAAGACCCCAACUCACCACCCACCUCUCCAACGACGUAAAUAGAUGGUGGGAAAUUAUCGACGGCAUAGAAAAACAUCUAGCUCUAUUCAAGCCCAACAACACUUCUCAGAUCGAGGACUUAAUCAAGGCUACGAAAUGGUUUUACCAUGGCGGCCAAAAGGAAUUUGAACUCAAAUUGGUGGAUAUUAACAAUCCCAUUGCUAUCUACGUACCAGGCACUCCUGAGGAAAUAAUUCGGAUCAAAAAUGACGCGAGAAUGACCUUCGUGGUUCUAACCAAGAGAAUUCGGUUAAUCGAGGGCUUAGUAGUGUUUCGAGAGAUUCGAAACCGACAACGAUGGCUCGAUCAAAAUCCUCAACGUGCUACCAAGUCUCAACUAGAGUUUCGUGAGGAAGAAAUGAGGGCUCGUGAUGCGGAGGAGCUUACCAACCUACAUCAUACUUUAUUGAGGGGCUUGAAAAUUCUCAUUACCUCCGUGACCACAGUACAGGAUCCAUACAAAUCUAAAUGGAACAUGGAGGGACUUGAUAUCGAAGGGAAGCUCGGGGUUUCUCGAACAAUCCUACUUGCAAAAUCAACAGAUUUGCUUGAAAUGUACGAAAUUGAGGAAGAAGUAUCAAAGGAGUUCAAGCAAAAUAUAUGUAGAACAUUGAUUAUGAUGCUCAUACACGUUGAUUACCUUCUCAUAGAGAUUUCUGAUGUUUCAAUGUAUAAGGACACCAUCACAGAUUAUACUCGGUCAAGAAAGUCGUGGAACUAUUUGUGUGGGAUGGAUUCCAUAUAUACAGAGGAAGUGGCGAGUUAUUAUACUGCGUGGGAACCUCAAUUCUCUAGGCGCUUGAAUGCCAUAGCAAUGGGCAUCAGAGCUUUGAUUGCUGCUGGACUUGUUCUCGACAAGGGAAAACCGCUACUUGGUAAAUCCUAGAUAUGUACCACAUAACUUUUCCACGUGAGCUUUUCAAUGGAGAGUUUCUGCGCAUGAAUCAAAUGAAAACAUUGUUAGGGUUAAACGAAUUUGCACAAAAUUGAAGACUAUUGAGAUGAUUAUCACAAUUCAUCGCCACUAGAGAGGCAUCUGAACAAUCAGCCAAGCCAGCCAAUCGAAAAUGUAUAUCCAAGCA